AUGGCCGCCACUGCCCCAGAGCCCCCCCGUCCAGAGUCCCCCCCGCUCCUUCCCGUCCCGCAGCUCGACACCCGCUGGGUCCAUGCCGGCGCCCAGCAUCUCGAUCUCCUGCCCACCCCCAUCACCACCACAACCACCGUCUACAAGGCAUUCUCCCAGCCCGAGUCUCAGCGCAUAGAUGCACAGUGGCACGCCCUACCCCCCGACGAGAGGGACAGUCUCGUCAAAGUCUGGGGUGCCAAAGACGGAGAAGGUGUACCUGCCACUCGCGCGAAAGAGCGCAGUGGCUCAAGUGACAAAGGGAGCAACAAGGCGAAACCGAAGCCAAGUAGUGAAGGCAAUGUCGCGGAACAGACACACCCAGUCGAUGCAAAAGUGAAUAGCGAGAGAAAAGGAGGAGCUCGGUCAGAAACAUCAGAAGUAUCAGAAACAUCAGAUCAGAGCUCCCCCGAGCUCGAGUUGGAAGAGGAGUUUCGACAGUUGAUGGCAGAACCCUCCUGGGACAGCCAAGAUCUGGGAGUCAUCAAAGGGGUACCCGUCAGUCAAGACUCGUUGUUCGAAGUCUCCUUGCGCACUUUAUCGCUUCACCCCGUCUUCUGGGCCCAUACCGGCCCCAGAGUUGCCGUACUGAGAGGAACCUGGUUUUUGACCGAUGAGACUAAACCUUGCUGCUGGGAGCUUGCGGAAGAGCUGGAGAAGGCGUAUCUUGAAAUACAACCUUGGCAGCCGUCCUACCAACACGAGCUAUCUACGGCCUUGUCGUUAGGCCAAGCUGGAGAAGAAAAGCUGAAAUACUCGCUGCCGCCCAGGUUUGGUCAAGGUUUGGGUGUCAUAUUCGAGAACGAGAACAGAGGUCGACUCAUCACCUCAGGGACUCUGACUUAUAUGGCUCGGGCCCUCUGGGACUCUAUACGCUCAAAAGCCUCGGGAACAUACAUCUACCGAGGGUUUGCGGCAGCCUGCGCUGCUUCAGGCAAAGAGCCUACCGACGUCAACUCCCCAGGCAAGAGUCAGGCUACAUCUAGAAGAGGAAGCCACAACAGCAAUCGCUCGAGUGUCAACGAAAAGUCACCGUCUACUAGACUCGCGGGCCUGCCCAAGCAAAGACCACAACAGGAUACUGUCGUAGAAGCAGCUAUGAAGGGGAUCACGAAAGAUGCGAAACAGACGCUUGAGGGAGUGAAAAAGGAUCUCAAGGAGGUUCAUAAUCAGAAGAUUGGGGAAAGACCUCCCGGCCUGUCUCCCGACGACAGAAGAGCCCGAGAAGAGGAAAACGCCCCUUUAAUCCAUGAUACAGAAGACUAUUCGCCGUGUACCGACCUGAUCCUAGUCGUCCAUGGUAUCGGACAGCAGUUGGCAGCCCAAUACGAGGCCUAUAACUUUGUAUACGCAGGUAAUCAGCUUCGACAAUCACUCAGAAAGCAGAGCUCGAAUCCAGCCUUGGCGUCUAUAAUUCGAGAUCGCCGUUGUCAAGUCUUGCCUGUCCAAUGGCGGGCGUCCCUUGACCUCGACGACCAGAAGACAGCAGAAGAUGCAGCUCACGGAAUGGACAACCGUUUCACGAUAGCCGACAUCACCAUUAAUCGAUCGAUUCCGUAUGUGAGAGAGCUCACCAAUGCGGUGCUGCUGGAUAUUCCUCUUUUCAUGUCGCAUCAUCGCCAGAAGAUGAUCGAGGCUGUCUGUACGCAAGCCAAUAAGCUGUAUCGCCUGUGGAUCGCCCGUAAUCCGGGCUUUGAGAAAAAUGGCAGGGUGCAUAUCGUGGGACACUCGCUCGGUUCAGCCUUGGUGGCUCACAUAUUGUCUGACCAACCCACAAAGAUCCCUACCAUAUCUGAUCUUCCCAAGUCUAUUCUUUCGGAGACGAGAGACAGAUUUUUGUUCAACACCAGUAAUCUCUUCCUUUGCGGGAGUCCCUUGGGCAUCUUCCUGCACCUCGACCAAGCCCAAAUUAUGCCUAGAAAGGGAAGGGAAAGAACAAUGAACUCGCCUCCGGACGAAGCUCUUGAUAGAGCUGGGAAAUUCGGAUGCUUGUCGAUCGAUUCAUUGUACAACAUCUUCUACCACACCGAUCCCAUCGCCUAUCAACUCAACGCGGCGGUCGAUUCCAAUAUUGCUUCCACGACCUCACCCCUUGCAAUAACUUCAGUCACCUCACCGUUCUAUGCACCAGUCACAGACAGUAUCAGCUCCAUAUCGCGAUACUUGCCAAGCGCGCUUGGAGGGCGUACGGGCGAUGCAGCAUCAGUCAGGCCAGGUGCUGUUCGUUUGCCAAGUGGGAUCGAGAUGGCCGGUCCUGCAGGGGAGGAGCGUCUGGAAGGCAGUCGUGGUGAGAGAAGAUUCUCAGCUCUGAAUCCUCACGGCAAUGUAGACUUUUAUUUGCCAUCAGCAGGCGUGAGCGAGUACCUCGGUAAAUGGUGGUUUCAGCAGCUACAGCACGGUCACUGAUGAUAUUUCGUAGACAUGUUGACGGCGCAUCUAUCUUAUUGGACGGACCCUUCGUUCGCGGCGUUCGUUCUGGCCGAAACCUUUUCGACUAGAUUGGACCUGGUCAGGACUGGUAUGGGACUCGCAGAUCAUCUGUCCAACAGAGAGAGGGAAGCUAGAUGAGCUGAGCGAGAUGAACUGCAGAUGAUCAGAAAUCGGAAGAUAUGUCAAUAAUGCGGACUGGGUAUGCUGUGCAUUCUAUUCGCUGCCAU
Molecule: messenger RNA, 2696 nt
Organism: Cryptococcus amylolentus CBS 6039
Lineage: Eukaryota; Fungi; Basidiomycota; Tremellomycetes; Tremellales; Cryptococcaceae
Exons: 18
Coding region: 1-2445 (814 amino acids)
Cellular component (GO): cytoplasm
Molecular function (GO): glycerophospholipase activity; metal ion binding
Source: RefSeq, a predicted model, not a curated record